Elephantulus edwardii (Cape elephant shrew) is the source of this 2174-nucleotide messenger RNA. RefSeq names its product regulator of G-protein signaling 7 (gene RGS7). The transcript is spliced from 17 exons. Gene Ontology annotation, biological process: G protein-coupled receptor signaling pathway; regulation of G protein-coupled receptor signaling pathway; intracellular signal transduction. The coding region runs from base 43 to 1476 and encodes 477 amino acids. Lineage: Eukaryota; Metazoa; Chordata; Mammalia; Macroscelidea; Macroscelididae. The record is from RefSeq and is a predicted model, not a curated record.
CUGAUUAAUCCCGUACCUGAGAUUCUCGGAGCUUGAGGCGACAUGGCCCAGGGGAAUAAUUACGGGCAGACCAGCAAUGGGGUGGCAGAUGAAUCACCCAACAUGCUGGUGUACAGAAAGAUGGAAGACGUCAUAGCACGCAUGCAAGAUGAGAAAAAUGGAAUACCCAUUCGGACGGUCAAAAGCUUUCUUUCUAAGAUACCGAGUGUCUUCUCUGGAUCAGAUAUUGUUCAAUGGUUAAUAAAGAACUUAACUAUAGAAGAUCCAGUGGAAGCGCUCCAUCUAGGAACAUUAAUGGCUGCCCAUGGCUAUUUCUUCCCAAUUUCAGACCAUGUCCUCACACUGAAGGAUGAUGGCACAUUUUACCGCUUUCAAACACCCUAUUUUUGGCCAUCAAAUUGCUGGGAGCCAGAAAAUACAGACUAUGCGGUAUACCUCUGUAAAAGAACAAUGCAAAACAAGGCAAGACUGGAGUUAGCAGACUAUGAGGCUGAGAGCUUGGCCAGGCUGCAGAGAGCGUUUGCUCGGAAGUGGGAGUUCAUUUUUAUGCAGGCAGAAGCCCAGGCAAAAGUGGACAAGAAAAGAGACAAAAUUGAAAGGAAAAUCCUUGAUAGCCAGGAGAGAGCAUUCUGGGAUGUACACAGACCUGUGCCUGGAUGUGUAAAUACUACUGAAGUGGACAUUAAGAAGUCAUCCAGAAUGAGAAAUCCACACAAAACCCGGAAGUCUGUCUACGGUUUACAAAAUGACAUUAGGAACCAUAGCCCUACUCACACCCCUACACCAGAAAGUAAACCUCCAACAGAAGAUGAGUUACACCAACAGAUAAAAUACUGGCAAAUACAGUUAGAUAGACAUCGGUUAAAAAUGUCAAAAGUGGCUGAUAGUCUACUAGGUUAUACGGAACAGUAUUUAGAAUACGACCCAUUUCUUGUGCCACCUGACCCUUCUAACCCAUGGCUGUCCGAUGAUACGACUUUCUGGGAACUUGAAGCAAGCAAAGAACCAAGCCAACAGAGGGUAAAGCGAUGGGGUUUUAGCAUGGAUGAAGCUUUGAAAGAUCCAGUUGGGAAAGAGCAGUUCUUUAAAUUUCUAGAGUCAGAAUUCAGCUCAGAAAACCUCAGAUUCUGGCUGGCAGUGGAAGACCUGAAGAAAAGACCAAUGAGAGAAGUUCCUUCUCGUGUUCAGGAGAUAUGGCAAGAGUUCCUGGCUCCAGGUGCCCCCAGUGCCAUUAACCUGGAUUCUAAGAGUUAUGACAAAACCACACAAAAUGUGAAGGAACCUGGUCGUUACACUUUCGAAGACGCUCAGGAGCACAUUUACAAACUGAUGAAAAGUGACUCAUACCCACGUUUUAUAAGAUCCAGUGCCUAUCAGGAGCUUUUACAGGCAAAGAAAAAGGGCAGAAACAUCCCUAUUUUCCCAUGCCAUAAAAACUGUACACCAACACUGAGGGCCAGCACUAACCUGUUAUGAAAAGAGGGGAAAUCUCUGACAUCAAAGAGGUUAACAAGCCUUGUUCAGUCUUACUGAAAGGAUAAUCCACUAGUGUGGAAGCAAACUGGACUUGUCUCACAUGUUUUGUAGCUCACUGUUACCAGAAGCAGAGGACAUUAGACCAAGGUGUUGCAUGAGCAGAGGACCAGACUUGUUCUUUUUUGUGUGUGUGCACUUUAAGGCAUUGUCAUCUCCAAGGGACACUUGAACAUCUCAAUGCCUCCAUUCAAAAAUGUCUGCUUACUUCUUUCUUGUACUAAGCUGGAUCUGUGUCUCUUUCUUUUUAACAAAUUCAAGUGAAGUAAAAACUUUUUUUUUGCUUCUCUUUUUCUCAAAGCUUCUGCUAGAUGCACAGUUUACUAAAAAUUCAGUCAGUCACAAACUGGAUGAAUUCUUUUUAAAAAAGCAUAUUCAUAAAUAUACAUAUGGCUUCACAUUAUUGAUCAAUGAAUUAGCCCUGAAGUUCCAUUUCACUAGUGUAUUGAGUCAGAAACAAGAUCAAGUCUUUUUUCUGUUGUUCUGUACAUUCUCAGUUAAUGUUUCUUGCAUUUAUUUUUAUACCAUAUUUAAAUAAGAAACACCUUUUACUCCAAAUGUAUUAAAGUUGAAUCCUUCUCUGUAAUUUUGUGUAUGUUUGUAUUGUUGUUUUAUCUUUCAUUAAAAGAUUCAAAAUCUCA